AUGGCUGCCGUGCCAUUCAAGGUGAAGGCCAUUUACGAGUACACCUCGAGCCACGAGGACGAUCUGCCCUUUGGAAUUGGCCAAAUCAUAACCGUCACCGAUAAUGAGGAAGAUGAUUGGUACGGCGGUGAAUAUGUUGAUGAUUUAGGGGUGAGGCGAGAGGGAAUAUUUCCCCGAAACUUCGUGGAGAAGUAUGAACCGACUGCCCCGCCACGUCCAACAAGAACUCGUAAGAAGGAGGCAGAGGCCCCUUCCUCGCCUCCGCCGCCACCAACAGCUGCUCCAUCCUCUCCACCGCCUGUGGAGGAGCCUGCGGAUAUACCAUCAGAAGUAGCCUACGGAGAACCACGUGUUGCUUCACCGCCGAUUCCAGUUCCCGCUCCCCGCUCUCCUCCGGCCCCAGUUGCUCCUGUAGCUAAACCGCCAGAGCCAGCCCCCAUCCCGGCUCCCGUCCCCGUCCAACCUAGGGCUUUCGAGCCGGCAAGCCCACGAGUCGCUGCUCCGCCGGUAUCAAAAUCUCCAGCUCCGGGUCCUGCUCGAGCCGCUCCCCCGGUGUCUGAGAAGCCCGGUGGCAAUUCCUUCAGAGAUCGUAUAGCAGCUUUUAACAAGCCAGCAGCUCCUCCGGUUGCCCCUUUCAAACCUGGCAACCUUAGCUCCGGCAGUUCCGGUUUUAUCAAAAAGCCUUUUGUCGCUCCCCCGCCCAGUAGAAAUGCUUUUGUGCCUCCGCCUCGCGAUGUGCCUACCGCUAAAGUAUAUCGACGGGAUGAAGAUCCCGAGAUCAAAGCUACAGAGGCAGAAUCUCUAGAAAGUGCGGAGAAGGCCGGGCUCGUUCCUGCGGGGACCUCCGAAGGUCAAGCGGAAGACGUACCCAAACCAACUAGCUUAAAGGAGCGAAUUGCCUUACUCCAGAAGCAACAGGCUGAAGCAGCUCAACGUCAUGCUGAAGCCGUUGCAAAAAAGGAGAAGCCUAAACGUCCUCAGAAAAAGCGUACCGAGAGCGAGGAAGGGACACCAGCAGAUGAGGCGGCAGAAGCUCCGCCUCCUUUGGAAAGAAAGGACACAGCUGAAGUCGCUAGCAAAAAAUCUAUGGACGAGCCUAGACCUCCACGACUGUCAAUAAGUUCUCGGCGAAGGUCUUCUGCAGCACGUCCUGAGAAUGACGGGAACGAGGCGGACAUGUCUGGCGCAGGAGACACAACAGAAGGGCAAGAAGAUCUCACCGAGAAAGAAGAUAGUGAUGAAAAAUCUCGUCCCCAUAGAGGAACUGCUGCUGAGCCAGAAAUCCCAGAGGAUCGAGAGGGGGAAGAAGGACAGGAGGAGGAUGUCGACCCCGAGGUCAGGCGAAAGGAGGAGCUUCGUGCCAGGAUGGCGAAGAUGAGCGGUGGCAUGGGCUUCCAUGGUAUGUUUGGUCCGCCCGGGAUGAUGCCCGUCGGAGGCCCGGCGAUACCCAAGAAGCCUAAAGCUUCACCACCAUCAGAGCGCCGUUCGAGCGAAAUUCAAGACAGGCCUUCGUCGCCUAGAAUGUCCGCUCCCCCGGUGCCGACUUUGAUGGCUCUCCCUGGCAUGGGGAAACCCAAGCAGGAAGAAGAAGAAGCUGCCAAAUCCGAUCAUGAUGAGCCAGGCGAGCAAGACAUUACACCAGUUGUCAGUGCUCAGCCAACUGGCUCAGCUCCAGAACGUAAGUUUCAACCCCGGCGUGUGCUUUGUCUUAUUAUGACUACGGUAAGGCGAUUAACACGACGGUCAGCUCUGUCAAAUACAUCUAGUGCUCCACCUCCCGUCCCUGGAAGCCGACCUGCACCACCCCCGGUGCCUACAGAUUCUCGACCCCUUCCCACCGGCGUAACUUCACCCAGCCAGGGCUCCGAAUCCGAUGACGAAUUAUCCGAGAACCCCCAGAGAGCUCUCGAGACUCCCCGAAGCGAGGCUCCCCCGGCUCCCAUAGCCUCUCCUACAAUGCCGACUUCACCACGAAUUCCCAAUCGGCCGACCUCCUAUAUGGGCGAACAAGCUUCACCAACCUCCCCGCCGGUGCCAAGUAAGAGGAAUAGCCGCCCUCCGCCUCCUAUACCAGGCGGUGCUCCACCUCCCCCUAUCCAAAGUCGUCCCCCACCCCCUCCUCCCCCUGGUGGCCCCCUAAGUCGCUCUUCUACAGCUGAUGAACGAAUUGCACUCCCAAUGCGGCCUGGGACUUUGGACAACGGUGAAGAGGGUGAAGUUACUGAAUAUGAAGGCGAUUAUGACACUGACAUCGCAUCUUCGGUCCCUCAUAAGGAUGCGCUUAAGUCGCAUGCCCGGGAUUCGAGUUUCGAUGACAAUACCUCAUUGCGUUCACCGGUAACCGAUAUUCCACCUUUGCUACCCCCUCCGGUCCCCAGCGCCGCUGCUCCGAGAGCUGGUCCGCCGCCACUGCCCAGUCAACCUCCACCAGGCUCGAGGGGUUCUAUCGACGUACCUCGGGCCGCUCCUCCACCACCACCUCCAAAAGAGGCAUCGUUUAACGAUGACGAUUAUGAUCCUUUCAAUUAUAAUGCCGCCCAAAGUUCUUCUGCCGCGGCUGCCCAUAGUCUAGCCACCCAUGAUGAGCCGACACCAACACCUCAGUCGGCUUCCGCGUAUCAUUCGCCGCCUCCGCCUCCGCCAGUCACCCGAGGGCCCCCACCAGCACCGCCAGUUAAUAGGGCACCACCUCGAAAAUCAUUAGACGUGCAAAGACCAGGUGGAAGAAGAUCAGUCGACGCCUCCCGACCGUCAAUGGAAACGGGCUACGUGGCAAAUGAGAUUGAUUUAGCCGGCCAUACACAAUGGUGGCUUUCGCCAACCGGACUUCCUCCGGUCUUUCAAGGUAGACCAGAUAUUUAUACCGAAUGCGAUGAGUCAACCUCUGGGACGUCAGUUACCAAAGAAGUGUUUAUCCUAUUCCAAGAUUACUCGCAAACCGUAGUCACGGUUCAUUUCGACAGCCAAAAUCCCGCAGACGUUCAGCUUGAGCAACGCCAUGAAGCACCUCCUCGGAGCCUUCGCCAGGACGAGCUAGAAGGGGCGUACGAGCAAUUUGGUCGAGCACUAUCCAGUGCCGUUGCGACUAAGAAGGACUCAGUCGUUGGCGACGGAUCUCCGUGGGCGCUCAUCUUAGAACUUCUCAAGCCUCUGAAAGGUGUCCUACUUCCCGUCGGCAGACGCGGUUAUGGUGCCUUAGUCUACGCCAAUUUAGCUAAUGCUUCGACACAACUAAACGACGAAAUUAGACCGGGAGAUAUCAUUUCUAUCCGCAAUGCCAAGUUUCAAGGUAAACAUGGACCUAUGCACGCCAAAUACACUAUGGAAGUGGGCAAGCCGGACCACGUGGCGAUCGUCGCAGAGUGGGACGGUACCAAGAAGAAGGUUCGGGCAUGGGAACAGGGUCGCGAAAGCAAAAAAGUAAAACAGGAGAGUUUCAAGUUGGAAGAUCUUAGGAGUGGCGAAGUGAAGAUCUGGCGGGUGAUGCCGCGUAGCUGGGUCGGGUGGAGUUCAGACUAG
This is a messenger RNA of Daldinia childiae, 3519 nucleotides long. Its product is annotated as SH3 domain-containing protein C23A1.17. NCBI's taxonomy places the organism in Eukaryota, Fungi, Ascomycota, Sordariomycetes, Xylariales, Hypoxylaceae. Bases 1 to 3519 code for a protein of 1172 amino acids. The transcript is spliced from 2 exons. The record is from RefSeq and is a predicted model, not a curated record. Gene Ontology annotation, molecular function: protein binding.